This is a messenger RNA of Camponotus floridanus (Florida carpenter ant), 3524 nucleotides long. RefSeq lists its product as uncharacterized. Gene Ontology annotation, molecular function: protein binding. Lineage: Eukaryota; Metazoa; Arthropoda; Insecta; Hymenoptera; Formicidae. Bases 269 to 2917 code for a protein of 882 amino acids. The record is from RefSeq and is a predicted model, not a curated record. The transcript has 9 exons.
UUUUAUCAUCUCUGUCGAAAAGUAUCGAAUCCGAUCUAUCCACGUAUGUGCCAGAAGUCACGCCGGUCUGCAAACCGUCACGGUUAUCUAACGUCAGCGUUCGUAGGUGGGGCAUCGUGAAGUAACGUUUGCAACGUUGUAGUAACGCUUGCACGAGCUGUACCGAGUGCAACCGCGUCUGCUAAAAUCUCUGAUACCGCGAACGGAGCGCAGUUUGCAUUGUUCCUCGAACAACAGUCUCUCUUGGAAUAAAGAAUAAGUUGCAACAAUGGAAAUCUCGGCAGCUUGGCUGCUGACCAUCUUCUUAGCGGCCACUACUGUCACGGAUAGUGUGCCCACUUCUUCUGAUUCGUCUUUAUCUAGUUCCACGGAAUUUGUUCGCAAUGAAAUAAAUACAACUAUUGAAUCUGCGAAAGUGUCAACGCAGGACAAAUUUAUAGAUUAUACCAGACCUUUCUCGAAUAUGAAGGAUAUAUUGAUGCAAGAAAUUCGCACUUUAGAUAAAGACGUUUCUGAUGCCAAGAUUCAAGAAGAAGUAGCAGAGACUUUAAAAGCCGAAGCGCAAAGAGACCGCACGGAUUUGCGAAUCAAAACGACUGAUAAACCGAUCAAGUCAAUAACAAAGAAAGUGAAAUCUGCGGCGGAAAGUAUGGAAUUUAAGAAAUUUGAUGAUACGCCAUAUGAUGAAGAGGAUAAUGAAAAUGACGAAGAGGAGUACUACGAAGAAGACGAGGAUCCAGAUCUUGAUGACGACGAAGAAGUCAUGACGCAGUGUCCUGAUUAUUGCAAAUGCACAGGACAAUACGCCGCUGCAACGACUGCAACAUGCACCAAAUUAGUUGAUGAACAAGCCUUCGGACCAGGCAUCGCGCAUCUGCGAAUUGAAAAUGCUCCCCCGAUUCAAUUGGGACCAAAUGUCCUACGAGCUCGCGGGCUCCACCAAUUGGAAUCCAUCGCCAUUGUCGACACACAGAUAGUCGAGUUAGAUCGCACUGCAUUUAACGGCCUCCUAUAUCUGUUCGCGGUGAAUUUGACGCGCAAUGGUCUUCACGAUAUUCAUCCGAAUACCUUCCAGAACAAUACACAGCUCAGUUUGCUCACAAUCUCCGGUAACAUGUUGAGGCACAUGCACGACACGCAUACGAAACCGACAAAGCACUACCUGUUGCACGCAUCAUCGAUCACUGAUUUUGAUUUCUCGAACAAUGGAAUGCUGCGACUGAAACGCACCGCUUUCUCCAAGAUGCACAGCCUCAGUUACAUCAAUUUGCGUGGCAACAGAUUGAGGGAGAUCGAUAACGCAAUCUUCGACUCGCUGGAUUCGCUCGUGGAAGUGGACCUUUCGGAUAAUAUCCUGAAUGACCUCCCACUCGAUCUAUUUACUAACAAAGAAGUACAAGUUCUUCGUAUCGCUGGAAAUAAUAUAUCGUCGUUGGCUACCGUAAGUGCCUCAAAACUGACGACGCUUGACGCUUCGAGAAAUAAGAUUAAAGUAUUCGCCAAAGAGGAUCUGAAUGGUGUUCCAUUAUUAGAGGCACUAUACAUCAAGUCGAAUAAUCUGAAAAGAAUUCACCAACAUGCUUUCAGCGACCUCGACCAAUUGCGAAAUCUUGACAUCAGUGAUAAUAAGCUCUCUUCAUUAACGGAGCAUCAUUUCAAAUCUAACCCAAGAUUACAGAUUCUGCUGAUGAAUGAUAAUCCUACUUUACAAACAUUACCAGUUUUCAAAACUUAUGGUUUGGUAUACGAUACAUUCAGCAUUUAUCGUUUUGAAUGCGCGAAUUGUGGUCUGGACACUCUUCAACCAGACACAUUUAACGAAAUGCCGGCGUUAGCUCGGUUGAAUCUUGCAACAAAUCACCUAACUGGUUUGCCUAUUGGACUCUUGGACCGUCUCUCAUCUCUACGAGAUCUGGAUCUUUCCAAUAAUUACAUCCGUACUCUGCAACCUGGGAUGUUCCACGGUGCCGAGAGUUUGACCAAACUGAGUCUUGCGAAUAAUCCAUUGACUACAUUGCAAGUAACGCCGUUUUUGGAUACACCAGGACUCGUGAAACUGGACGUGAGUCGUUGCAAUCUCGAACGUGUUUGGAGCGAAGCUAGAACACCGUUGAGAAGUCUUCGAUUCUUGUCGGUUCGAGCUAAUCUUUUACGACGAAUCACUAUCGAAGAACUUAGAGCUAUGCCAAAACUGUCGGGUCUAGAUUUGUCGCACAAUCCUCUAGAUUGUGAUGAAGAAUUUAAUCAAGCUCUGCAAUGGCUCACCGAUCGUGGUAUUACACCGACAGAAAUGGUUAAAUAUUUCAAUGAUUUUGCUAACAUUGAUGACGACACCGAUUCGAAGGGCAUCAGUCAAUGGACAGAUUUAGCGAAGAUAGCUUGCGAUGGAAUCGACGAUGGACCACCACCGAGACGAUUUCCUAGUAAAAAUAUAGUUCCGAAGAACGAUUUUCUCGAUGACUCAGAGGAUUCCGAUUCUCUACUAGAAAGAAACGAGCUCGAUAAGGACGAGGAGCUUCUCAAACUGAAUAUCGAUCACGGUAUACAUGCCGAUGAUCCGCGACUCAUGGAAGAUCAAGAAUAUGACGAAGACUUCACGAUCACCACAGAAUACCAUUCUUGGUACAAUUUGAGGCCUACUUUCAAAAUCUGGCUAGUUUCCGGCACCGUUUUAUUCGUUCUGGUCAUGUUUCUCUUGGCAGCGCGCAUUGCCUGUUGUUUGGCAAAUAAACGAGGACGUGGUCCGGUUCUCAGGCCACCUAUGAUCCUUCGUCAAGGUCUGGUCGACAAUAAGAAUUGCGGUUUAGUCUACAAACCCCUGCAGGAAGAAAUAGCCACACCUCACAUGCCAAAACGAGGUAGCUUCUACUCAAGCAGCACCUUCCAUUACGAUAAAAUUGUACCAGAGAGUGUAUAGAGAAAAUUUAUUUUUUGAUCAACUGAUCGACUGGGCCGACUGAUUGAUCGUGACCACUUUACGUCUACGCUUUCGCAAAUCAAGAGAAAUUCUUCACAAAUUGUUAUUGGUUGAACAACGGAGCCGAUAAAAGAGAAAGCGAGUGCAUGCUAGAAUAACUGUUCUCGCGAAAAUGCGUUAAUUAUAAUUUCCAAUUAGAACAUUUAAACAAACUCUUCUUUAUUUGAUCAUAGCCAACAAUACGUAUGAUUGGCAAGUUUUUUAUUAUUUCUAUUGAAAGAUAUAACUAUUAUCAUUUAAUUAAAUAUUAUAAAAAUAUAUGCAAUUUAUUGAAAUACACCUCGUUUUUUGAGCUUUGUCACAUUUUCAAAGUUUACACAAAGAGAGCGAUUAAUAUAUAAGUGCGUUUAUUAUCGUUAUUAUUAUAAUUCAAAAAUGAUGCCUGAUAAUGGUAGCAAAGCCUGGAAAUGAUAGCAAAGUACUUAUUAUUUAUAGGUAUUAUUUAAACUUACAAUUUUAAGCUUACAACUUAUUUUGAUAAGCGGCUGGGCGAAUUUCGAAGCUUAAGUUUUUUUAAACAGUACUGCUUGUUUAUAGAAAAAUAUAU